AUGGCUUCAAUAGUCGAGAGGACAAGCGAGGGCAUUGUUUACAAGCCCUGGCGGAAUAUGGAAGUCCCCGAUCUUGAUGUCUUGACUUUGUUGUUUGAAUCACAACAGUGUUAUCAACCCGAUGGUACUAUUCUCCAUGCGGAUGCCGCGGAACCCUCCAACCAUGUCACCAAGGGCAAAUUACGGCAAGACUUGAAGAAGCUUGCCCACGUACUCCGGAACCGGUUUGGCAUUGGUGCUUCGGGUCCGAGCAAAGAUGUAGUCUUUACGAUAUCCACCGGACACUAUCUUUUGCCUCUCAUGUUCUAUGGUACAGUGGCUGCCGAGGGCAUCUUUUCUUCCACCAGUCCUGGUGCCACUCCGGAUGAGCUCGCAUUUCAGCUGAAGCAGACCACUCCCAAGAUCAUCCUCUGCAACCCGGACACUCAGGCCAAUGCCAUCGCGGCGGCCAAGAAGGUGGAUUUCCCACUCAACAAGAUCAUCUCGUACCGCGGCGAGAAGGAGCUGGAGCUCUUUGAAGCGGUGAGCGGCACAAAGAUCCCCAUCCCCAACCAAUUGUUGGAGUGGAGGCGCAUCACGGACCGCCGCGAGCUCGAGUACAGCGUCGUCUGCCUCUUGUUCUCGAGCGGCACAACUGGUCUUCCCAAGGCCAUGAAGCUUUCCCACCGAAAUCUCGUUUCCGGUGGCACCCUUCUGUUGGAACCCAUCAAGGAGUUCAAUGCGACACAUCGGCCAAAGGACUUUCGGUAUGUCGGACUGGGCCAUCUUCCAGUCGCCCAUAUCGCAGGUGUUCAAGGCUACCUCGUCAAUUCGGUGUACAUGGGAGGAACUUUAUACUGGAUGCCGAGAUUUGACUUUGUCAAGUUCUGCGAGUAUUUUAAGAAGUACCAAGCCACGUCCGGCUUCAGCGUACCACCAAUCUAUCUGUUGAUCUCAAAGUCACCCUUGGUGACGGAUCAGUUCGACACCUGGGUCGAUGCUAUUGCUGGAGCGGCGCCAAUGGGCGAGGACCUGCAAGUCGAAGUCAGCAAGAAGCUGGGAAGAGGCACCACCAAGUUGCGUCAGACCUGGGGUCUCAGCGAGACGACCGGUAGUAUUACGACUGUUCCCAUCGACCGGACAGAUCUCGGCCCUGGGACUGUUGGCGGCUUGGUUCCCAGUCACGAUGCCAAGCUCAUUGACGAAGAUGGCAACGACGUUGAACCAGGCAAGGAGGGCGAGAUCUUGGUCCGCGGACCGCUGGUCAUCAAGGGGUACUGGAACAACCCCAAGGCGGAUUCAGAAGCUUUCAAGAACGGGUGGUUCUACACGGGUGAUAUUGGUGUGUUUAGAGACGGCUGGCUCUACAUUGUUGAUCGAAAGAAGGAACUCAUCAAGUACAAGGGCACUCAGGUUGCCCCAGCCGAGCUCGAGGCCAUUCUGCUUUCUCACCCAAAGAUUCUGGAUGCCGCUGUGAUCGGUGUUGCUGGCGAAGGCACAGAGCUUCCUCGCGCCUACGUCGUAGCCGACGAGAAACAAAUCUCUGCCGAGGAGAUCAAGAGCUUCGUGGCCAAGCAAGUGGCCAAGUACAAACAGCUCCGAGGAGGGGUCGUCUUCAUCCACGCGAUCCCAAAGAGCCCCUCGGGCAAGAUCUUGAGGAAGGACCUCAGACUUUUGGCAAAGAAGGAUGGACAGUCAUCCAAGUUGUAG
Messenger RNA from Pestalotiopsis fici W106-1, 1689 nucleotides. RefSeq lists its product as uncharacterized. The transcript has 5 exons. Gene Ontology annotation, molecular function: CoA-ligase activity. Bases 1 to 1689 code for a protein of 562 amino acids. Gene Ontology annotation, biological process: secondary metabolic process. Lineage: Eukaryota; Fungi; Ascomycota; Sordariomycetes; Amphisphaeriales; Sporocadaceae. The record is from RefSeq and is a predicted model, not a curated record.